AUGGAGACUUCACAGAGGCCCCUGAUUCUUACUUUAGGAAUAUGCAUUUUCUCAUUGCAGUGGACACUGACCCAUCAGCAAGACAAUCUUGCCCUAAGAGGCAUAGCAACCCAAUCUUCUACAAACGGCCCUUACUCUGCUCCCCGUGCUAUUGAUGGCAACAGAGCAUCUAACAUCUAUUCCGCCUCAUGCACACACACAUAUACUGAGACCGACCCAUGGUGGAGGGUGGAUUUGUUGGCGGAGUAUGAAAUUGCAAAGGUAAUUAUCACUAACAGAGGCGACUGCUGUCCAGAACGGAUAGAUGGUGCUGAGAUUCACAUUGGCAACUCCUUAAUCAACAACGGCAACAAUAACCCCAGAUGUACUGUUAUAUCUAGCAUACCUGCUGGUGCCUCUGUAAACUACACCUGCCAUAUGUUUGGUCGUUAUGUGAACAUCUUCAUUCCUGGUCCUAACCACAUUGUCAGCCUCUGUGAAGUGGAAGUCUAUAUCCCUGUUACCGUGAGGGUAUUUCUGAAAUUAAAGUUCAACAGCAGUGAGGAUCUCAGCAACCCUACCAUAUGGGAUGAAGUUAAUCAAAAGAUCAAAUCUGUCCAGCCCUCAAUAUCUCAUGUUCGAUUGACAAUGGGACCAGAAAUGGACACUGAAAAUUAG
Messenger RNA from Tachysurus vachellii, 657 nucleotides. RefSeq names its product fucolectin-like. The transcript has 6 exons. The coding region runs from base 1 to 657 and encodes 218 amino acids. Lineage: Eukaryota; Metazoa; Chordata; Actinopteri; Siluriformes; Bagridae. The record is from RefSeq and is a predicted model, not a curated record.